Molecule: messenger RNA, 3672 nt
Organism: Penicillium daleae
Lineage: Eukaryota; Fungi; Ascomycota; Eurotiomycetes; Eurotiales; Aspergillaceae
Gene: rom2
Product: putative Rho guanyl nucleotide exchange factor (Rom2)
Exons: 2
Coding region: 1-3672 (1223 amino acids)
Biological process (GO): intracellular signal transduction
Molecular function (GO): guanyl-nucleotide exchange factor activity
Source: RefSeq, a predicted model, not a curated record
AUGGCAGACUUGGGGGGCCAGCGUAACCGGAAUUACCGGCCCUAUGGCAACGGGCCUGCCUCGUCCGUGCAACGAGAUGCUGCGUACAACGACAUCUUCGGGAGCGCACCUCCCCCGGGACGCUCCCAUACAAUGACAUCGCAGACUCCACAGUUCUCACAGGGUCGCGCUCAUACCAUGUCGUCGCAUGUGGCGCACCCCCAAUUUCAACGAGGACCGCCUCCGCCCACACGACAGCCAGUUGCAAAUGGUUAUGGACCCCCACCGUCAGCGCCGCCAAAUGGAUACCCCCCGGCACCACCGUCUGGAAAAUAUCAAGCCUACAACCCGGGCGCGGCGACCAUGUCCUCACAGCCGCCUCCGCCGCGACAGUACCCAGGGGGCCCAGGACGGUUCGCCUACCCCCGACCCCAACGCCUGGACUCUAAACCCGGUCCGCCAUCCCAGUACCCGGACCCCCACGAUCUCGGCCGGCCAAUGCCUCCUCCCGCCUUGAAUUCUGACCGGGAGAGGUCACGAUCGAUGGCUAAAUUGAGUGGGCCAUCCUACCAAGCCAGCCCAGCCCCGCCGACUCCCUUCAACCAUACCUCGUCUCAGCACGCUCGUCAACCGCCGCACCACUAUGGUGCAUCCACGGUGACCCAGCUUGGACGGACAGUUCCUGAUAGACACAGCGACACGAGAGCCAUGUCCAUGACCUCCUACGCGACGGAUGGCAACCAUCCCCACAUUAUGAACAGUGGAAGGCCAAUUCCAACUCCAACCCGAAGGCCCCCGUCAGGCCAUGAGCAAUCGACCCCGCCGCAGAGAUUUGACUCAAUGCCAGCCAAUGCGGCCGAUUUUUAUGUUAACAAACCCCGCCCUCCAAGCGAUGCGUCGACCCGAUCCCGCACAAUGUCCAUGGCUUCGACUAUCAUUCCAGAUCGAACAAUGAGCGUGCAGAGUCAGACCACACAGGGUUCUAACGAUCAAAACACACUUGUCUCUAGGGAUUCCCACCGUCGUGUUCCUGUGGUUUACCCUGCUCUGCUUUCGCGCGUUGCGGAUGUGUUUCGAGAGAAGAUCUCGAUUGGUGAGCGACAGAAGAACGGCUUGUCAUACCAGAAUGCCUUCUCGGGUACGGAUGCUGUGGACUUGAUCGCCAAUAUCAUCCGGACAAAUGAUCGCAAUUUGGCUCUCCUUCUGGGCCGUGCGUUGGAUGCCCAGAAGUUCUUCCAUGAUGUCACCUACGACCAUCGCCUUCGAGACGCUCCUGGGGAGGUCUAUCAAUUUAAGGAGACUUUGACCGAAGAUAGGACCGUCGGUACCGAAGUCAAUGGCGUGUUCACCCUCCUGACUGAAUGUUAUGUGCCUACAUGCAACCGGGACAGUCUUUGUUACUCCAUUGCCUGUCCCCGCCGCUUGGAACAACAGGCGCGGUUGAAUUUGAAGCCUCAGCCGAUUCUGAGAACUUCGGGAUCUCAAGGCAGCUUACAUCUUGAUGAUGACGAUGACAAUGACAACCAAAAGCUGUGGAUUAAUAUGGUUCCGAAGGAAGUCUCUGAGAAUGUUGACGACCACGAGAAGAAACGGCAGGAAAUCAUCUUUGAGAUCAUGUACACCGAACGUGAUUUCGUCAAGGAUUUGGAAUACCUGAGAGAUUUCUGGAUGCGACCAUUGCGUGCGGCUGGCACCAAUACCCAUUCUCCUAUCCCUGAACAUCGGCGAGAAAAGUUUAUUCGGACAGUGUUUGGAAAUUGCUUGGAAGUGUUGAAGGUCAACAGUGCUCUUUGUGAAGCCCUGAAUGCUCGUCAAAAAGAAAGUCACGUUGUCAAGACCGUCGGUGAUAUUUUCCUUCAGCAUGUGCCUCGCUUCGAUCCUUUUAUCAAGUACGGUGCCAAUCAGCUUUAUGGUAAAUUCGAAUUUGAGAAGGAGAAGGGCUCGAAUCCCGCCUUUGCCAAAUUUGUGGAGGAUACCGAGCGUCUCAAGGAGUCCCGCAAGCUUGAGCUGAAUGGUUACCUUACCAAGCCUACCACUCGUCUUGCUCGAUACCCACUGCUGCUGGAGUCAGUCCUCAAAAAUACGGCGGAUGAUAAUCCUGACAAGGAGGACAUCCCCAAGGCUGUGAAGCUGAUCAAGAGUUUCCUUUCGCGCGUCAAUACCGAGAGUGGUAAAGCCGAGAAUCACUUCAACUUGGUGCAGCUGAACAAUCAAUUGAAGUUCAACCCUGGCGACUAUGUGGACCUGAAGCUCACGGAGGAGAACCGCCAGAUGCUCACCAAAAUGGCGUUCAAGAAGACCACUGGAGAAAGCUCCGAGGUAACUGCCUAUCUUUUCGACCAUGCAGUGCUCCUUGUUCGUAUCAAGGUUGUGAACAAGCGAGAAGAAUACCGUGUGUACAAGAAGCCUAUCCCUCUUGAGCUUUUGGUUAUUGCUCAAAUGGACGAGGUCAUUCCUCGCCUGGGAAUUUCCAAACGACCGUCAUCGAGCCUCUUAUCCAACAAAGUGGCUCCCAAUCCUCCCCCUACCAAAGACGGACAGCUACCGAUCACGUUCCGCCAUCUUGGUAAAGGCGGCUACGAGCAGACUCUCUACGCAACGUCUCCAACCCAGCGAAGGAAGUUCAUUGAAAUGGUUGAAGAGCAACAACGCAAAUUGUGGGAACGCAACAGCAACUUCUAUAAUAAGACGAUCCUGUCUGAGAACUUCUUCUCGGCCAUCAACCGUGUCAAUUGCUGUGUUCCAGUUGACGGAGGACGCAAAUUGGUCUACGGAACUGACAGCGGCAUCUACCUGUCAGAACGCUGGCCCAAGGACAAGAACGCAAAACCCAGGAAGGUGCUGGAGGCCAGCCAGGUCACUCAAAUCGAUACUUUGGAAGAGUACCAAUUGCUCCUGGUCUUGGCAAAUAAGACUCUCCAGUCCUACCCUCUCGAUGCGCUUGAGAUAAGAGAGGGUCAAAAUACCAUGGCGAAGCGCCCGAAGAAAAUCCAGGGCCAUGCGAACUUUUUCAAGGCAGGCAUCGGUCUUGGUCGUCACCUGGUGUGCUCGGUCAAAACGUCCGCAUUGUCGAGUACUAUCAAGGUUUACGAGCCAAUGGACAAUUUGGCCAACGGUAAGAAGAAGUCUGCUGUCAGCAAGAUGUUCCAGAGUGGGCAGGAUACCCUCAAGCCCUUCAAGGAAUACUACAUUCCUGCCGAAUCUUCUUCCAUCCAUUUCCUGCGCUCUACACUGUGUGUCGGCUGUGCACGCGGCUUUGAGGUUGUCAGUCUUGAGACGACCGAGACGCAAUCGCUCUUGGAUCAGGCCGAUACAUCUCUCGAUUUCGUCGCCCGUAAGGAAAAUGUCAAGCCUAUUCAUAUCGAGCGUAUGAACGGAGAGUUCCUCCUGAACUACAGUGACUUCUCGUUCUUUGUCAACCGUAAUGGUUGGCGCGCUCGUCCAGACUGGAGAAUCUCUUGGGAGGGUAAUCCGAAUGCCUUCGCACUGUCCUACCCUUACAUCUUGGCGUUCGAGCCCAACUUCGUCGAGAUUCGCCAUGUCGAGACAAGUGAGCUCAUUCACAUCAUGACUGGCAAGAAUAUCCGCAUGCUGCAUUCUUCCACUCGUGAGAUCAUCUAUGCUUAUGAAGAUGAGAAUGGCGAGGAUGUGGUCGCUAGCUUGGAUUUCUGGAACAAGCCACAGCAGAUUUAA